GUAUAACGUUAGUAGUUUCGGCUGCCUCUUCCGUAUCUCCCAGGCCACUUCAAACUUCCGUGUUUCGAAGGCUAUCUUGCUGGGUCAAGCCGUGUAUAACAAUGAGGUCCCUACCGGAAGAUAUAACAGCACUUAUUUCAGAUCUGGAAACUUUUUUGACGGAUGUUCUUAAAGGGGAGAAUUUAAGUAAGAAGGCGAAAGAGAGGAAGGAUGCUUUUAUCAAGCGGAUCAAAGAGGUGAAAUCGGGCUUCUCACAAGAUUUCAAGGACAAACGAGAAGAUGAGUUUGCCGAAAUGGAUGAGACGGACACCAACAACGACGGUGGAUCGCUUCACUCUGAACAAACUGAUCGAGAUGAAGAAAGUGCUUAUGACGGAGUCCAGCAGUCUCCGGCUGUGGCAGCCCAAGACCUUCCAUCAGUUUUGAAGAGCGGCUUCCUGGAGAAGCGAAGAAAAGAUCACAGUUUUUUUGGCAACGAGUGGCAGAAGAGAUGGUGUGCCUUAAGCAACAACAUUUUCUACUACUUUGGUAGUGAUAAAGAUAAACAGCAGAAGGGAGAGUUUAAUAUUGUUGGCUACACUGUCAAAAUGAACAACACCCUACGGAAAGAUGCUAAGCGAGAUUGCUGCUUUGAGGUCUCUGCUUCAGACAAGCGUCUAUAUCAGUUCUGCGCUGCUUCUGAGAAAGAUGCAAAGGAGUGGGUGGAGCACAUUGACUUUUUGAUAAAAGAUAUGGGUGGUAUCAUACCCGAGGAUGAAGAGGAAUACGAUGACUGUGGGCCAAUCAGCUCAUCGGCUGUGCCUGCCCCUAUUGAUGAGGACAUCUAUGAAGAGCUCCCUGAGGAAGAUGAACCACAGCCUGCUAAAGCUCCAGUGACCCUGGCUAACAAACCCCCACCGCCGUUUGCCCCUGUGACAGCAGUAAACAAGAGCACAGACUAUGCAAACUACUUCCAGGGCUUGUGGGACUGCUCGGGGGACCAUCCGGAUGAGCUCUCCUUUAGGAGAGGAGACAACAUCUACAUUCUCAGCAAGGAGUAUGACACCUUUGGUUGGUGGGUUGGGGAGAUGAAAGGAUCCAUCGGAAUCGUGCCUAAGGAAUAUCUUAUGGAAUUAUACAUCCUAUAAUUCGUAGCCCCUUCAUGGCCUGCUGUCUGCUUUUAUGGGAUGUAUAGCAAACUGCAUAAAUAACUUACAGUAUGUGUGGUCAGAUAUGUUGAGUACGUGUAAAUGAAAUAAACCUGAGAAAGCAUCACAUUCUGCAGUAUUUAAAAGGUUAAAGUAGGCCUAAAUGUAAUGCUUUUUGUCAUUUAAACAUUUUAUCAUUAACUUUCUUAGACUUGAUAAAUAUGUAUUAUGGCUUCUGUGAAAAAAGCAUGAAAUAAAGCUUACAUGUUAUUGCAAUUCCAAAA
Molecule: messenger RNA, 1411 nt
Organism: Triplophysa dalaica
Lineage: Eukaryota; Metazoa; Chordata; Actinopteri; Cypriniformes; Nemacheilidae
Gene: skap2
Product: src kinase associated phosphoprotein 2
Exons: 13
Coding region: 102-1127 (341 amino acids)
Cellular component (GO): plasma membrane; cytoplasm
Molecular function (GO): protein binding
Source: RefSeq, a predicted model, not a curated record